AUGUACAACCGAGGGGACCCUCCCCCCUUCGACUACUACCCCAGACACUACCACAAACAAUACCAGCAUCCUUAUCACAAGUCACGGUAAGUCUUUUAAAAUUUUGUUCGUUUAUAUUGACAAUCGUUUUAAACAGAUUUUUAAGAAAAAUUAGAAAAGCGCAGUUUUUGACGCUAUAAAAUACUUUUUUAUCAGUAUUUUAUCAAAGUUCAUAAGCUUUUUAUGCUAACGUAUUAUCAUAACUUUACUUCAACUAAUACAAUUUCAGAAGAGAACUCUACGAUGACUCUUGCGAACCCAAUAACUGCCACAAUCUCUCAAAGUAUGUUAUCUAUGGAGCCAACAUUGUAUUCUUAUUGGUCGGACUGGCCACGAUGUCAUUAGGCAUCUGGCUUCGAGUUGACAGCCGGUUUCGUGACUUUCUCAGUGAACGAUAUCGACAAGCAGUAGAUGAAGCCUUCUGGGAAGCACCCACCUUGUACACCUUCAGCUACAUACUGAUCAUAAUGGGUGCUUUCAUGAUAAUAGCAGGAAUUCUAGGCUGUUGUGGGGUUGGAGCUGGAGGAAAGUUGAGUAUCAUAUUCUACAUUGUUCUGUUAUUUAUUCUACUGAUAUCUACUGUUAGUUGCAUCAUCUAUAUUAUUUAUAAAAAAGAUGGAAUUGACGUAGAACUAUCAGAUGCACUCAAUUAUAUGGUACAACAUUACUAUCAAGGAGCUGGGGUAGUACAAGAGAGCUUAGACAGGCUACAGCAAGCAUUCAGAUGUUGUGGUAAGUCUUUUCAUAAUAAGGUUUAUGUAUUUUUCUCAUGUAAUAACAUGAAAAUAAAUAAUAUAUUUAGUAUUCUAAAAUAUUAAUCUUAUAAUAUUUUUAAAAAUGUUUUAGGUAAUGCUGGAUGUUCUGACUUCCGAGCAUUUCGACAAGAUCCACCUCGGACUUGUGACAUUCGAUGUGAUGGAUGCCAUUACCGUAUCUGGCUAGCCCUACGAAUUGGGUUUUCAGUAGCUAUAGUACUGUAUUUGGUCGUAAUACUCGCUCAAGUAAGUCAUUUUCACUUUGAAAGCCCUUUUUAAUACACGAAACGGCACCGAUAUGAAGACUUAAUAUUGUUUUGAAUUUCAGCUAGUUUCCAUUGGUGUAGCAGUCGGAAUCAUAGCAAGAGGAAAGCGACGCUACCGACCGCCUUAUCAAUAUUACACUAAACCACCUCCACAAAUGUACCAUUCGUCAGUACCACCUCCAGUUAGUGCAGUUUCCUACAAAACAACCCAGAGGCCGAGAACUGCUCCCAGGCCAGUGCCAAAGUUAAGAUUAAAGUAG
Messenger RNA from Bursaphelenchus okinawaensis, 1320 nucleotides. Lineage: Eukaryota; Metazoa; Nematoda; Chromadorea; Rhabditida; Aphelenchoididae. The record is from the annotation of a GenBank genome assembly.